CGCACCUUGAUAUGCUAUACGAUGUAUUAUAAAUAAAGAAUAUAGAUAUAAUUUUAAUCAAGUGUGCGCAAAUAUAUUGUUUUCAUUAAGUGAUCUAAAUUUACUAUGUAAAUUGCGUCCUAAUGAUGUAUUGUUACUCGUAACGGUAAAGGAUAAUGCUCAUCUGUGAGAGUACGAAGUGAUGGUUUCUCAACUGAUUGAUUUAUGAAUGUAACCAACAAAAACAACACUUCCAGAUGCUCUGUAUAAGAAACGGGAGAAAGCGCGGUAUUUCGUGGCUGUUUAAUUUGGUACCGAGAGUUCUCUAUUCACGUCGCAGUGACAGAAGUACUAGUAUCUCCUUACACAAAGUCGUCAAGUCUAAUGGUGAUUCCUUGGACGGAGAUAUUGACAACAGCGCAUGGGAUACCAAUUCUAAUUGGAAAUUGUUAACACCGAGAGGCUUUCGAUUUUAUCUUCCUGGAAGUGUAGGACCUGCUUGGUUAGAUGCUAAAACCACUGCCCAAGUUAAGACUUACUUUGACGAGCCAUCUAAUGAAGAAGAGUUUAUAGAAUCUUUAAAUGAUAAAAAUGAAUAUCAAAGAAAUAAGGAUAACUGGAAAGUCAUGCAGCCAAUAUUGGAUUAUGUGGCACAGGAAUGCCCUGUUCUUUUGCGAAAAAGCAUAGAAGAACUGUUUCCAGAAUGCUUGGAUGUGACCUCAUCGCAACUCACCAUUAUAACUAUUCGUCAAAAGGCAAAUCUUAACUCAAUGAGAUGGCGUAAAGAAGCGGAAACAGAGAAACUUGCCAAAUAUUUUGUUCUAGCAGCCUGGAAUAUAUGCACUAAGCUCAAAAUGGCUGGUUAUUGGGCAGACUUUAUUAACCCUUUUAGUGGACAACCCCACUUGAGUUCACGAAAGAGCGUCAACUUAUAUGAAACCGAUGAACGAUUUCGCUGUAUAGGAUUUAAAGUAAAGCAAAGAAACAAUUGCAAGAUUAUUACAUUUGACAAUAGUCUACAAAAUUUUAUUGGAAGCCUUUAUACUACAGCGCCGCCAAACACUGAGUUAUUAGAACAAAUAAUUAACGAUGGUGAUGAGGAUCAAUAAAAAUAUGUAUGUGUACAUUAUAUAUAUAAAAAAAAAUGUUUAGUUUACUUAUAUUGAUAGAUCGUCUAUCCUCAAAAUUAUAAAAAUUAUUACGCAUUUCUACAUAUGCAUAAACGAUUGAAAAAUAUGAUGGAACAAACAAUAAUUCGCUGAAUUCUGGUUGUAUAUUUUGUCGAUAUAUUCUCAAUCAAUGCAUUAGUGGAGUACGCCUUACAUCGUCGUACAUGCUCGUAAACGAUCCACAUUUAUUUAGUGAAAAUAUUAAUAUUGUAAUUAAAGUUUAAAAUUAUAGGUUUUAUUGGUCUUA
Formica exsecta is the source of this 1395-nucleotide messenger RNA. RefSeq names its product methylmalonic aciduria and homocystinuria type D homolog, mitochondrial-like. Gene Ontology annotation, biological process: cobalamin metabolic process. NCBI's taxonomy places the organism in Eukaryota, Metazoa, Arthropoda, Insecta, Hymenoptera, Formicidae. Bases 237 to 1088 code for a protein of 283 amino acids. The transcript has 5 exons. The record is from RefSeq and is a predicted model, not a curated record. Gene Ontology annotation, cellular component: mitochondrion.